This is a messenger RNA of Cetraspora pellucida, 765 nucleotides long. Lineage: Eukaryota; Fungi; Glomeromycota; Glomeromycetes; Diversisporales; Gigasporaceae. The record is from the annotation of a GenBank genome assembly.
AUGACAAGUAUAAGAGAAGAUUUUCCUUAUUUUCAUGUGGGUGUGAGUGAGGACCGAAAUAGACGUUGUAGACGUACAAUGGAGGAUGCGCACUCAUAUUUUUAUGAUUUCGCGGGAAUUAAGGGCCAAGGUUUCUUCUCAAUUUUUGACGGUCAUGCUGGUAAACAAGCCGCCGAAUGGUGUGGAAAUCAUUUUCAUGAGGCAGAUGAACAACUUAACCAAAAUGCUGGAAAGCAUUCUGGAUGCACGGCUGUUACCGCUUUUUUGAGGUCUGAAGAAAUAACAAAUGGAAAUGAUAUUAAUGGUAAGGAUCCUUCAGUAUGCAAUGGCGCUGAUUCAACGAAGAAACUCAAGCGUGUUUUAUAUACUGCAAAUGUUGGUGAUGCUCGCGCUGUUUUGAAUCGGGAUGGGAAGGCUUUUAGGCUGUCUUAUGAUCAUAAAGGAAGCGAUUUUCAAGAAGCUAAAAGAAUUGUUGAAGCUGGUGGCUUUGUCAUGAAUAACCGCGUUAAUGGUGUAUUGGCUGUGACACGUUCACUUGGUGAUUAUUCAAUGAAAGAUUUUGUUAUAGGUAAACCUUACACCACUGAAACAACUCUAACAGAAAAGGAUCCAUUUUUGAUACUUGCAUGUGAUGGUCUAUGGGAUGUUUGUAAUGACCAGGAAGCUGUGGAUCUCAUUAAAGAUAUUAUGGAUCCAGAGGAAGCAAGCACAAAAUUGAUUAAACACGCUCUACAAAAUUUCAGUACUGAUAAUUUAAGUGUGAUG